ACAAAAUCACUUUGAAUAGGAUAGAAUUUGAUAAUUUAAUCUAAAAAAGUAGGUUCAAAAUAUCUGAAGGUGAUAUAAAUGAAUAAUUUUAAAAAAUAGUCAUAUGAAAGAAUAUAAGAUAUUAGAAUCACCUAAAAAUAAAAGUAGAGUGCUCCUGUAAACAAUCAUGCAUUAAAGGAUAAGGUUUUGUAAGUGGAAAUAGAUCAUAAAUAUAUUUAAAUUUAAUUAGUCAUUUCUGGUCUAUAUGAAUUUCAGAGACCAAUAAUAGAGAUAAAAGAUAAGUAAGAGAAAAUUUACAAAAAAUUUGUGUCAUCAAAAAUCUUAAUAUAGCAAAAGAAACUUCUAUUAAAACAAGAAUAAAAUUAGCUGUCUAAUUUAAAUAUAAGGGGUUAAAUUUAACGAUAAUGGCAGAUUACAUUUCAGGUUAGGUUGAAUAAUCAGAGAAUUUAACAUAAAAUUGGUUAAAUGAUUCCUCAAAAAGAUUACUACUUAUUUUUUAAAUUCAGAUUAACUAAAACUCAUUUAGAUCAAGAUUUUUAUUUUUAUACUAAUUAUCAAAAAAUAAUUAGUAAUCAUUUUUAUCAAAAAAUAGUUAGUAAUCACAUCAAUAUAUAACUUAAAUAUAUUAAAAAAAAUCUUACAAAAAGAGAAUCAGAUUUAAGUGAAAUGAGAAAAUUUAUAAUUAAAGAAGAUAUCCCAUAAAUUUAAAUUUGUUGUAGAAAUAAAAAAAAUAGAUUACUUUAUAUUUGA
This is a messenger RNA of Paramecium sonneborni, 750 nucleotides long. The record is from the annotation of a GenBank genome assembly. NCBI's taxonomy places the organism in Eukaryota, Ciliophora, Oligohymenophorea, Peniculida, Parameciidae.